This is a messenger RNA of Colletotrichum orchidophilum, 1590 nucleotides long. RefSeq names its product F-box domain-containing protein. Lineage: Eukaryota; Fungi; Ascomycota; Sordariomycetes; Glomerellales; Glomerellaceae. Bases 1 to 1590 code for a protein of 529 amino acids. Gene Ontology annotation, molecular function: protein binding. The record is from RefSeq and is a predicted model, not a curated record. The transcript is spliced from 2 exons.
AUGUCCCAGCCUACACCGGCGGCAUCAGAGCCUCCAACACCAACCGCGGAGGCGCUGUCAAACCCUCAGUCCAGUUCUCCCUUCAACAGAAUUCCUCUCGAGGUUCUCAUUCGAAUCUCUGAGCAUUUAACAACUCCAGAACUGGGAAGCCUCCGCCUGACGUGCAGAUCUAUCGAGCAGGCCAUGUUCAAUACCUUUAUGAAGGAGUUCUUUACCCAACGCCAGUUCAUGCUCACCGAGUUCAGCUUGCAGACCCUCAUCGACAUCAGCAAGUCCCGAUUGAGCGACUGUCUCGGCCAUGUUAUCAUCGGCCUCAACACAUUCACACGCCAUUACUUUGCUCCCGGAGAAGAGGCCAGAGAAACUCGCUAUCGCGUAGCCCAAUCCGACCAUUACACUCUUGUCAACAGUGGCCAAGACGUCGCCAUGCUUGCCGAAGCUUUCAGGAACCUCAGAAACCUCAAAACCGUCGGCAUCCGUGACUACCACUCUACCGGACGGAGGUUUCGGGAUGGCUUCAAGUUCACUUGGGCGAGCUACGGCGCCACCACGCUCCAGCGGGAGACAGGGGUAGACCUCCUCCGCAUACCUAUUGAGGAGAUCGUCACCUACACAAACAAGGUCUUCAUCACGCUAUUCACCGCACUUGGCAACGCCGCUGCUAGUCCCAGAGCCUUUGAGCUGCUCCGCCACCAGCAAGGCGUUCCCUCCGACGAUGCAUUCAACCUCUUCACCAAGUACCUCAAGCCCAAGGUCGUGCCCGUUCUCGAGGGCCUCGAGACCUUCAUGUGCGUUGUAAACGUAGCAAGUGGCCCCUUCCGAACCACAUCACUCACAGACAACACGAGCACUGGCAGCCGACGUCGGCACGACUAUCUUCUGCGCCUCUUCUUGGGUUAUAUGCCAAACCUGAAGCAUCUGAGGUUGAACUUUAGUCAUCCGGGCCACAAUUCGGAUGCCGUUGACGAAUUCAUCGAUUGGCUUGGCACACCUGUCCCCAAGGCUCUUCCUGUACCCUUCGACACCCAGCUCCCACCGCCUCCGGCUCCAGUGGCGUUUCCUCAUCUUGAAGAGAUCAACCUGGGCUUCGUGGAUGUUGAGCCGAAGCGGCUUCUCCAGGUUGUGCGAAAGUUUGCACCGACACUCAGGAAUUUAGAGCUAUGGAAGGUGACGCUUCGGACCCGCGUAGGAGCUGAAGUAUGGGAUCGCGACGAGCGACGCGACCUCCCCAGGAUCAACUUGUGGGCCAAAUUUCUUCAGAGCUUGCGCGACGUUCCCGACCUCGAUCUGAACCACAUCAUGGUCGGCUGUCCUGCUCAGCGCAUGUCUAUGACGAGCACGAGAGUCUGGGUGCAAGCCACAGACGGGGUACCUGACAAGGCGGUGGACAGACGAGAGUACACAGGCAUUGAUUGGAAACAUUUUGUAGGGGACUUGGCCACGCAAGUCAUGGUGGAUAUCCCGCCCGAGUUCUACAACUCCGAAGAAGACUCCGAAGAAGACUCCGAAGACUCCGAAGAAGAUAUGGACGACAUGGACGACGACAUGUUGGAUGCGAUCCAAGACGUCAUGUCAGAGACUGAGGAGUAG